Molecule: messenger RNA, 1672 nt
Organism: Durio zibethinus
Lineage: Eukaryota; Viridiplantae; Streptophyta; Magnoliopsida; Malvales; Malvaceae
Gene: CBL
Product: cystathionine beta-lyase
Biological process (GO): transsulfuration; 'de novo' L-methionine biosynthetic process
Cellular component (GO): cytoplasm
Molecular function (GO): pyridoxal phosphate binding; cysteine-S-conjugate beta-lyase activity
Source: RefSeq, a predicted model, not a curated record
CUGUAAAUCCAAGCCCUUAAAACCUAAACAUAAUCUUCCGGACAUUUGUUUUGGAAAAUGGCGUCAUCACUCGCUCCCAAGCCUUUCUUUUCCUCCUCGCUCUAUUCUGAUCCUUCCUGCAACAAAGGUUCUUUGCUAGAGAAUUUCCCAAGAAGUUUUCAGGUUAAGAAGGAAUUAAAUUUAGAGGGAAGGUGGGUGUUGUCUGCAAAGCAAUUCAGAUUGCAUUGUUCAGGGCACAAGGACAUGGAUGUGAGUGCUUCAGUUUUAGCUGAUUCUGUAACUGAGUGCUCAACUGAACUGGAUGUUGAGGAGCAGGCGCCUAGCAUUUCAACAUUAUUGGUGAAUAUUGAUAGUAAGUUUGAUCCAUAUGGUGCAAUGAGCACACCACUUUACCAAACAGCUACAUUUAAGCAGCCUUCGGCAACUGAAAAUGGCCCAUUUGAUUAUACUAGAAGUGGAAAUCCUACGCGGGAUGUUUUAGAAAGGCUCUUGGCAAAGCUUGAGAAGGCUGAUCAAGCAUUUUGCUUUACCAGUGGAAUGGCUGCUUUGUCUGCUGUUACUCAUCUUGUUGGAACUGGCCAAGAAAUUGUUGCCGGAGAUGACAUCUAUGGUGGCUCUGAUCGUUUAUUAUCUCAAAUAACUCCAAAAUCUGGAGUUGUGGUUAAACGAGUAGACACCAGUGAUCUAGCCAAAGUUGAAGCAGUUGUUGGCCCCAAGACAAAGCUCGUGUGGCUGGAGAGUCCAACCAACCCUCGACAACAAAUUGCUGAUAUUCGUAGAAUUGCCGAAAUGGCUCAUGCUUUUGGAGCUCUUUUGUUGGUAGACAACAGCAUUAUGUCUCCGGUACUAUCGCAACCAUUGGAACUUGGAGCAGACAUUGUGAUGCACUCUGCUACUAAAUUUAUAGCUGGACAUAGUGACGUUAUGGCAGGUGUGCUUGCUGCUAAAGGAGAGAGCUUGGCAAAGGAGUUAUAUUUCCUACAAAAUGCAGUUGGCUCUGGUUUAGCUCCUUUUGAUUGUUGGAUCUGUUUAAGAGGAAUCAGGACCAUGGCCUUGCGUGUUGAAAAACAACAGGAAAAUGCACUGAAGAUUGCUGAGUUCCUUUCUUCCCAUCCACUAGUGAAGAAGGUUAACUAUGCUGGUCUUCCUGGUCAUCCUGGACGUGAUUUACAUUAUUCUCAGGCAAAGGGUGCUGGAUCUGUGCUUAGUUUCUUGACAGGCUCUCUGGCACUCUCGAAGCAUGUUGUUGAGACUACCAAAUACUUCAGCAUAACAGUUAGCUUCGGGAGCGUGAAAUCCCUCAUAAGCAUGCCCUGCUUCAUGUCCCACGCAAGCAUACCAAGUGCAGUUCGUGAGGGUAGAGGUCUAACUGAAGAUCUUGUUCGUAUCUCCGUUGGAAUUGAGGAUGUAAAUGACCUCAUUGCUGAUUUGGAAAAUGCCCUCAUAACUGGCCCUUCGUAGGCCAUCAAUAUUUAUUGGAUGUUGCUUGGUGACUUGCAUUUAGUUGUUAGCAUGUUGUUAGUUUGCCAAUAAUGCAUGUUGGUUUCUCUGUGUAUUUGAAUUAGGGGGCAGCUCAAAAUUCUUCGUUUUCUUUCAUUUGAGAUGGUUUUUUUUUUUUUUUUAAAGCGUUUUAAGUGGCCAAGGCCAAGAGCGUUACUUUCACUAUGGUACC